AUUUAAACUGCAGUCAGGCGAUUAUUUUCAGUCUCUAAACGACGAAUUUGAAGUUUUCGCUGCGCUUUUACUGAGUUACUUUGUGCUUUUAGUUGUUUAAAAGCCGAUUUACGAGCUGCUGGUAGCGGUUAGCUCGGGCUAAAGCUUCGCUAGUUCUGUUAGGUUUGCUUUCGGUACAUCAGGUAACGGUUUGAAGCUGAAGCUGCUGUAACCCAGGUACCACCCGAAUCUCCUCAGGCAGCUGUGACCCAUGGAGCGGACCGACCGGGGAAAGGACCCCCAGCUGCUGAGGAACCAACCCUACGACGAGAGUCUGGACGUGGAGGACGGAGAGGAGGUACCGAGUGUCUACAGCCCGACUCCCCGAGGACAGAGACAGACAGAGUGGAGCAGCAAUAAGGUUCUUGGCAUCAUGUCCACCAGCAGCAGCAGGAUCCCGCUGGAUGAGAAGCACAGACCUGUGAGGGCCACAGAGCUGGCGGGGCUGAAGCCAGGGCCCGGUCUGACCCAGGAGGAAGAGGAGGAGGAAGAAGAGGAGGACUCCGAUGAGGAGGAGGAAGAAGAGGAGGACUCCGAUGAGGAGGAGUCUGAUGAAGAUGAUGAUGACGAUGAGCCCACUGAAACUCUGGAGGGAGUGUACGACCCUGCAGACUACUCCAACCUGCCGGUUACCACGGAGAUCAGAGAGCUGUUCCAGUACAUCAGCCAGUACUCUCCUCAGAACCAGGAACUGGACCUCUGCCUCAAGGUCUUUAUCCCGGACUUCAUCCCAGCUGUAGGAGACAUCGAUGCCUUCCUAAAGGUACCGAGGCCAGAUGGGAAACCAGACAACCUGGGCCUACUGGUUCUGGAUGAGCCCAGUGUGAAGCAGUCGGACCCGACGGUUCUGUCUCUGUGGCUGUCGGAGGAAACCAAACAGCACGGAACCACAGAGGUACACACACCAGCACACACACACACACCUGCACACACACACACACCUGCAGCCUCCAGGGUCCGGUCCGCUGUCUCUGGUGGAUCAGUGAUCCUGCAGAGUCCUGUCCUCCCUGUGAUGGAGGGAGAUGACGUCACUCUGAGAUGCAGAGCAAAGAAUCCAACCCACAACCUCCCAGCUGCUUUCUAUAAAGAUGGCUCCGUCAUUGGUGAUGGACCAUCAGGUCACAUGACCCUCCUCCAUGUUUCCAGCUCUGAUGAAGGCCUCUAUAAAUGUAACAUCAGCCGUCAUGGAGAGUCUCCAUCCAGCAGGAUCUCUGUCAAAAGUCAGAGAAAAACCUUCAACGUUAGCUCCGCCCACUUCUCCACCUCCUGCCUCCCUCCUGGUCAGGCUGGUCUGCCACCUGCUGGUCUUCUGUCCGUACUGCAUCUCCACUCUCCUCAUGGUGUCUUUAUGUCAAAGCAGGAAAUCAGGAAGUGACCUACCAGCCCUCUCUGAUCAAGGAUUGGAUGAUGAUUACAAUGAUGUCACCACAGAGCAUCACAUCUGAACUGUCAUCUCCCUUCAGUAUCGACUUCUAUUAACUUUAUUCUGAAAAGUUUGAUCUAAGUAAACCAGAACCAAGAUAAAUAAAGAUUUGUUUUUAAAUGUAAACAGAUUUAGAGUUGAGCAAGCUAAGAAACGUUCUCUUUUGUUUUUUCAAUAUUUCAUGUCCUUUCAUUAUAUUUUGUAAUUUAAUCUUCUACUUGCUAAAUUCUUGUCUUUUCUUCAGUAGGUUGGUUGAUUGAUUGAUUGAUUGAUUGGUAGAGCCGAAUUUAUUGCUGAAUGUUUUGCUUUGUUUUAUUAAUAAAUUCUCAGACUGAGUCAAACAUG
This is a messenger RNA of Xiphophorus hellerii (green swordtail), 1807 nucleotides long. RefSeq names its product intraflagellar transport protein 46 homolog. The transcript has 7 exons. Gene Ontology annotation, cellular component: intraciliary transport particle B; motile cilium; microtubule organizing center. The record is from RefSeq and is a predicted model, not a curated record. Lineage: Eukaryota; Metazoa; Chordata; Actinopteri; Cyprinodontiformes; Poeciliidae. The coding region runs from base 251 to 1414 and encodes 387 amino acids. Gene Ontology annotation, biological process: cilium assembly; intraciliary transport.